GCGAGCCGAGCGGUGGGGAGGUGGAGACCGAAGCCGCAGGAGCCGCAUCAGCAUCGCCGCCGCCAUCCCUCCAUCUUCUGCCAGCCGGCGGAGCAGGUGCCGCUGCCGUGGGAGCGCGUGAGCGGCGAUCGGCGGGCGCGCCAAGAUGCUGGAGAUCCAGCUGGACGACGGCGGGGUCGGGGGCUACCUGGGCGACGACUACUGCUCCGGCUCGGUGAUGUCGGAGCGGGUCUCGGGCCUGGCCAGCAGCAUCUACCGCGAGUUCGAGCGCCUCAUCCGCUGCUACGACGAGGAGGUGGUCAAGGAGCUGAUGCCGCUGGUGGUGACGGUGCUGGAGAACCUCGACUCCGUCCUGACCGACAACCAGGAGCACGAGGUGGAGCUGGAGCUCCUGCGCGAGGACAACGAGCAGCUCCUCACCCAGUACGAGCGGGAGAAGGCGCUGCGCAAGCAGGCCGAAGAGAAGUUCAUUGAAUUUGAAGAUGCACUGGAACAGGAGAAGAAGGAACUGCAGAUACAGGUUGAGCACCUUGAAUUUCAAACACGGCAGUUGGAGCUAAAGGCCAAAAACUACGCAGACCAGAUUUCCAGGUUGGAAGAACGUGAAUCAGAAAUGAAGAAAGAGUACAAUGCGCUUCACCAGCGUCACACAGAGAUGAUCCAGACCUAUGUGGAACACAUUGAGCGAUCCAAGAUGCAGCAGGUUGCCGGAAAUAGUCAAAACGAGAGUGGACUACCUGGAAGGAGUCACCGCCAGUCAUGGAGGAAAAGCAUGAAGAGGCGUCCCAAUUCUCUGAAUAUCCCCCUCACAGAUGACAUGGUACGUGGGCAGGUGGGGGCCAAGAUCGCCCCUGCAGUGGACCACUGGCAUCUGAGUGACCUCGGCCAGCUGCAGUCCAACUCCGGCUACAAGUGCCCGCCUGAUGAAAUGUCCGAGUCUGGACAAUCCUCUGCAGCAGCUACGCCAAGUACCACUGGAACAAAAUCCAACACGCCAACCUCAUCCGUGCCCUCAGCUGCCGUCACCCCCCUAAAUGAGAGCCUUCAGCCCAUGAAUGACUACAUGAUGUCGAAGAACAACAAACGUUCACGGGAGAAAAGGAAUAGUCGGAAUAUGGAAGUCCAGGUCGCCCAGGAGACAAGGAACGUGAGCAUAGGAAUGGGAAGCAGUGACGAGGGGUCAGAUUUUCAAGAUAUCGACUCUACUCCGGAGCUGGACAUGUGUCAGGAUCCUAGGCUGGAGCGCACAGGAAACAGCCCUACACAGGGGAUUGUGAACAAAGCCUUUGGCAUCAACACCGACUCUCUGUACACCGAACUUACUGAAGUGGGCUCGGAGGCCAUCGGGGAUGUGGAUGAAGGGGCGGACCUACUAGUACGGGAUGAUUUCUUUGGGAUGGGCAAAGAAGUGGGAAACUUAUUGAUGGAGAACACACAGCUACUGGAAACCAAAAACGCUUUAAACAUAGUGAAGAAUGAUUUAAUAGCAAAGGUAGAUCAGCUCACCGGGGAGCAGGAGGUGUUGAAAGGAGAGCUUGAAGCAGCAAAACAAGCAAAAGCCAAAAUGGAAGCCAGGAUCAAGGAACUCGAGGAGGAGCUGAAAAGAGUGAAAUCCGAAGUGAUCGUUGCCCGCCGAGAACCCAAGGAAGAGGUGGAGGAUGUAAGCAGCUAUCUCUGUACAGAAUUGCCGUCCUCCUCCCCCCUGCAGGACAACAUCCCCAUAGCUCAGCGCCGGCGAUUCACCCGCGUGGAGAUGGCCCGGGUCUUGAUGGAGCGCAACCAAUACAAGGAGAGGUUGAUGGAGCUGCAGGAGGCUGUCAGGUGGACCGAGAUGAUCAGAGCCUCCCGGGAGCACCCUUCUGUCCAGGAGAAAAAGAAGUCUACCAUUUGGCAAUUCUUCAGCCGCCUGUUCAGCUCCUCUGCCAGCCCCCCACCUGCCAAGAGGAGUUACCCAUCGGUGAACAUCCAUUACAAAUCUCCCACGGCGGCUGGGUUCAGCCAGCGCCGCAGCCAUACCAUGUGCCAGAUCUCCGCUGGGAGUCGCACCCUUGAGUUCUUCCCGGAUGAUGACUGUACGUCAUCCGCACGCCGCGAGCAAAAGCGCGAACAAUAUCGUCAAGUUCGGGAGCAUGUACGGAAUGACGAUGGUCGCUUGCAGGCCUGUGGGUGGAGCCUGCCCGCCAAAUACAAGCAGCUGAGUCCCAAUGGCGGCCAAGAGGACAACAGGAUGAAGAAUGUCCCAGUGCCUGUGUACUGCCGCCCCCUAGUGGAGAAGGACCCCACCAUGAAGUUGUGGUGUGCGGCUGGUGUCAACUUGACAGGUUGGAAGCCUGUGGAACCGGAUACAGGAAAUGGACAGAAGCCAGAUCCAGGCUGUGACCCUCUCACUUGUGACCGAGAAGUGGAAGGAGAAAGCACCAAGAGUAACCACACGUCUCCGGAAAAGAAAAAGGCCAAAGAGCUGCACGAGAUGGAUGCCACAUCCAGCAGAGUGUGGAUCCUCACGAGCACGUUGUCUACGAGCAAAGUUGUGAUAAUCGACGCCAACCAGCCAGGCACAGUAGUGGAUCAUUUCACGGUCUGCAAUGCCCACGUCCUAUGCAUCUCCAGCAUUCCAGCGGCCUGUGACACUGACUAUCCUCCUGGAGAAAUCUUUCUGGAAGGGGACAUGAAUCCUGAAGAGUCGUCAGGAACUGAUGGCGUUUUGGCAGGCAUCACCCUGGUGGGCUGUGCCACCAGGUGCAACGUGCCCAGCAGCAAUUGCUCCUCCCGUGGAGACACUCCGGUGCUGGAUAAAGGACAGAAUGAGGUGCCUGCGGUCAGCAACGGCAAGAUCAAUCCGUCCCAGUCCACUGAGGAGGCGACAGAAGCUACAGAGGUGCCAGAGAAUGGCGUCAGUGAAAUGGAGCCGGCCCAGGUCCGUCCGGGCCCACUUACAGAACACGUCUUUACAGAUCCAACCCCAGCUCAAGCACCUACGAGGCAGAAUAGUGAGAAUGGACAGCCAAAGGUGGAGUCGAGCACGACGGCACAAGACCAAGAGGCAAAUGGCAAUGCCACCGGGGCUACCACGAGCGCUGCCCCCACCAUGUGGCUUGGAGCACAGAAUGGCUGGUUAUACGUGCACUCGGCAGUCUCAAACUGGAAGAAAUGUCUACACUCAAUCAAGCUGAAGGAUUCGGUGCUGAGCUUGGUGCACGUUAAAGGACGUGUUCUCGUGGCCCUGGCUGAUGGGACUCUAGCUAUAUUCCAUCGAGGGGAAGAUGGUCAGUGGGACCUCAGCAACUACCAUCUCAUGGACCUGGGACACAUGCACCACUCUAUCCGCUGCAUGGCCGUAGUGUAUGACCGAGUGUGGUGCGGCUACAAGAACAAAAUCCACGUCAUCCAGCCCAAAACGAUGCAGAUAGAGAAGUCCUUUGAUGCCCACCCUCGCCGGGAGAGCCAAAUCCGGCAGCUGGCUUGGAUUGGGGAUGGUGUUUGGGUUUCCAUCCGCCUGGACUCCACAUUGAGGCUAUACCAUGCUCACACCCAUCAGCAUCUCCAGGAUGUAGAUAUUGAGCCCUAUGUCAGCAAAAUGUUAGGCACCGGAAAGCUGGGGUUCUCAUUUGUGCGGAUUACAGCGUUACUCAUUGCUGGCAACCGUCUUUGGGUAGGGACAGGCAACGGGGUCGUCAUUUCCAUCCCUUUGACUGAGACUGUAGUCCUCCACCGAGGUCAGCUCCUUGGGCUCAGGGCCAACAAGACAUCCCCAACAUCUGGAGAAGGGAACCGGCCUGGCGGGAUCAUCCAUGUGUACGGCAGCGAUGACAGCAAUGACAAGUCUGCCAGCAGCUUUAUCCCAUACUGCUCCAUGGCUCAAGCCCAGCUCUGCUUCCAUGGUCACCGUGACGCCGUCAAAUUCUUUGUCUCUGUGCCUGGUAACGUUCUUGCCACGCUGAACGGGAGCGUGCUGGAUAGCCCCUCCGAGAACCCCAGCACGGCCACCAUCGAGGCGGAGGGGCAGAAGCUAAAGAACGUCCUGGUGCUCAGCGGCGGGGAAGGGUACAUCGACUUCCGGAUUGGAGAUGGAGAAGACGACGAGACGGAGGAAAACGCAGGGGAAGCCGCCCAAGUCAAGCCCAUUCUCUCCAAGGCUGAACGGAGUCACAUCAUCGUGUGGCAAGUCUCCUACAUCCCCGAAUGAGCUCCGCUUGUAUCUUUUUUUCCUGCCAGUUAUAACUUUCUCCCUCCCCGACCCCCACAACUCCCUGAAUGCCAGUAUGUACAUACAGAACUCCUGCAUUUUUCCUACUCUUGGGAAACCGAGCCCUAGACAACCGACCGCAGCAGCUCCUGCACUGGGUGGCGGCUCCCUUCCUCUUCUAACCGCCAAACUCUCGCAGCUUUCAUCUUGGGCUUGUGCGCAUUCCGAAUUGGCCGGGUUACCUCCAGCCAUCCAAAAAGGAGAAGAAUCGUGGCAGUGAAUUCCCACAUCCCGCCCGGUGAGUCAGGCAACGAGAAGCACAGGCAGACCAGACUCGGCUUGGAAGAGCUGGACGAGGUUUUCGGAACAGUCCCUUCCCUCCUUCCCUCACCCACCUGCAUGGAAGAACCAAGCUGCUUACUGGCUGUUCCACCCCUCCUUUUGCCACCACGGAUGGCUUGCAUUGGUCUUCAAGCCAGUAUGAAAGAGAUGGUUUCCAUCUUAACAAAGCAAACAUUCCAAUCCUGCCUCCUUCACUGUCUCUGUAUGGGACCCACUUGUGGGGGAUUAUCUGGGAUAAUUUGGGAGUGGUCGGGAAUACAAAAUACACACCGAAAGGGUGUGUGGAUGUGUUCAGUAGGACUUUGGUAUGACAACAGAUCAAUCGUGGGACGUUGAUACCCAGAGAAUGGACUGAAGGCUCGUGAUGGGCUUCUGCUUCCGCCACUGAAGCCAUUUAGAUCUGGGCUCGGGCACUACCCUGGAUGGAAGACCUCCUUUGAGAGAGUCCAGUUCUGAGUUCCUUGGAGGAAGGGCGAGGUUCAGACAUAAAUUUAAUAUACAAUAAUCCAGGCGAGAGGCAUUUUUGGUAGACCUGAAAGUGGGAUUAUUACCUCCAGUCCUUGCUCCAACCCUUUGUAGUAAUGAGUGGUGUGCUGACAGAGAGGGAGGCGACGUGUAUGCUUAGCAGCUGUGUAGAGGGUAAUCGGGAAAUCCUUUGCCUUUGAAACACUGAAACGCCACCCAAGUGUUUGUUUUUUGUUAGAGCCGGUCUGGGUUCAUUUGCCCCGUGUUGUUCUGUGGGGGCCAAAUUGAGGCUUGGGAGUUGCAUAUGGCUCUCCAAGUAUUCAAAUAAAUCUUGCAGGCAGUUCGAGAUGGAGACUAGGCCCCUACUUCUCAGUGACACAUGUUGAAGCCAAGGGAACUUGAGUGGGACUCGGGAGAUGGAGCAGAGAGGUGUGUGCCUGGAGAGGAUGGACCAGGGAAGAGAGGAAUCGAGGCAAGGGGAAGUCUUUGGUUCUUUUGUAGGUAGCAGCAAGAGAGAGGAAGCAGAAGCAGAGAUGGUCCAGAGAAGUUGUGAAGGCUGGUGGGGAAAGGAGAAAGCAAUCGUGGCAUGUGAAGUGAGGUGCUGCCACUGUACCAGCCUCCCAGCUGCAGCAGCGCUGCUGCUCACUGGGAUGGGGCAGGGGAGUACCAGGUUGGCGGCUGGUAGGCACACACACUUGCACCCACUACUAACCUGGUGCUCCCCUUCUCUUGCCACCACCCUGCCCUGCCGAGUGGCAGGGCCACCGCAACCAAUGCAUCCCGUCUCACGUGGCAGUGCCUGGGAAUGGAUUGUUACUUGAGAUGAAGUUGUAAACAGCUGGGCCUCUGGGGUAUACGGAGGUUUCUGCAGUAGGCAGAGGCUGAUGGACUUGGCUGUUUCCCAACCUUAAAGUUUGUGGAAGGAAGCAGCGGGGAGGAACCCAGAAAUGCUAAGUGCUCUUAUGUCUUAUUGAAAUCCCAUAGAACCUUUCCUGUUUUAAGUUUCUUUAAAUGCCUGGUUUUUCAGAGGGAGGUUAGCCUCCCUUAGAGAGAAGGACAGGGAUGGGCCAACGUCCUGACAGUUCUUGGGCUGAGCCAAAGCCGGAAGUGUGCAGGUGUCCCUUUCUUUUGUGUUGUUUGUUUUUUGCAUCCCUCAUCCCCUCCCUGUGGCCCCAUGCAUGUCUUUUAUUUCUGCAACAUGCCAGAACCCGGUCCAAGAGUUUGAACAUCACAAGGUGAACCACUGGGUUUUCUUUUGUUUUUUCUCUUACUCCAUAGGUGGGGGAGACUCAAGCAGUAGCUUGACGGUUCACUGGCAUUCAGGGUGUUAAGGGUGCUGGGAAUUGUAGUUCUUUGAGUGUCUCCUAGCAACCUCCAGCAUUCUUAACAAACUACAGUUCCCAGGAUUCGUUGGGGAAGCCAUGACUGUUUAAAAGUGGUAUAUGUAUGGUGUGGAGUCUACAGUGCAGAAAACCAGAAGUUUCCUGAGGCAGUCUCCCAUCACAGUGAAGGCUUCAAAGCCAGUUCACACAAGCCACUGUUUGAAAAUGUAGAUUGAACAGUUCCACCUAUAGUUUGGUAUGUAUGGGGGAACAGGUUGUGUGAACACUUGCCCAUAUCCACUCACUUUUAUCAAGCUGCAGCUCAACCUGCUUUCACAACGACCCAGGAAGCACAUGACUUGGGUAUCGUAUCACAUGGCCACCAUGACACACACAUCAAAUGUUGCACAACUCCAUUUCUCUACCCCCUGCUAGAAGUUGGGCCUGUGAAUUAGUCUUGGGUACAAGGACCCACUUUGUUUCUGGUUUUAUGUCACUUGCUUACUUAAAGCCAACCCAAGGACAGAAUGAACAGAGCUCAAAGAAAGAGAAAAGAUGUGCAGGUUUCCCUACAGCAAACCAAGAUGAAGGAAAAACUAACCAUGGAAACUAGAUGAGAUGUUACGUGGUGAACCUCAUGGGAGGGGAGAGUGUUGACUGGAGUGAGUCAGUGGCACUGACCUUUGACCCAUGAUUUGUCAUGGAGAACGGGAGAGAGGAAAUCUCGACUAGAGGAACAUCCAGGAUGGUGAUGUGGUUGUCAGUGUAGUUUGAGUUGAAAGAGCGCAAAAAGUGGUCCAGUAGCCCACAGCAAGGUUUGGAAUCAAAUACGGGUUAUCCUUUAUUCACGACAAGAAAUAUAGUGAACUUCACAGAGUGGUGAGAGACACCAGAGCUCAGUGGUAGAGCAUCUGCUUUGUAUGCAGAAGGGCCUGGGUUCAAUCCCUGUCAUCUCUAGUUAACAUGCAAAGGCCUCUUCCUAAGACCCUCGACAGCCACUGCUAGUCAGCAGAGACGCUGCGGAGCAAGAUGGAUAAUUCAUCUCAACUGCCGUAAAAGGGACUUCUUAGUUUCCUAUUAUUUAUUCCGAGAAGAGAUUCUGGAUGCUGUCAUUUCUAGUUUCAGAUUUUAGACCACCCUUACAACUUGCCCCAAUAGGCCUGUCUGGAAGUGACACGCUGGAGGCAAUGAUUUCACUUUCCACAGUUGCCCUUUGUUACGUACCGUGUCACAAGGACAUUCCAACCCUGUUGGAUUAGAUUUCCUGUAAGCAAGGGGGGCAAACUUCUGGCCAGCAUUGUUAAUAGGAAAGGGGUUUUGUUGUCCAAUUAUGAAAUGCCAACGCAUCCAAUCUAUUUUCUAGACUAGUGGUGAAAUCAUAGUGUGCAGUGCUAGGAGGAAGACUGGAGCUCUGGCAGAUAACACUGUAGUUUUGAGUGGGAUAAUGAAAGGGUAUCAGCCAAGGUGUGAUCUGAUUUACUGCUCACCUGGGCCAAGUUGGUGAGUGACACGACUAAUCUGUUCUGCCACGUUUUUCCUCUGUUGCUGACACCCCAGUGCGUUGGUCACCUAGUGGGCUAGAGACCAAGUGGAGCUCCUUCUCUCUUCUUUCAAGAGCAAAAGACAUAACCAAGCUAACUCCUUUGUGCUCGUCCCAAUAACAAAAGAGUGAAGCAGAUCUCUCGGUGCUUGUUCUAAAGAGGGGAAGAGAGGUAUCUGGGAGGGCAACGCAAGGGGAAGGCCUGCGGCUCAGUGGUAAGAGUAUCUCUUGCAUGCAGAAGGUUCCUGGUUAAAAAAACCAAAACAACCUGGGGGCUCCGGUCAGGGCUAGGAAAAGUGCCUGCCUGAAAUCCUGAAGAGCCGCUGCCGGUCAGACCAGACAAUAUUGAGACCAAUAGACCAAUGGUCUGACUCAGUAUAAGGCAGCUUCCUAUGUUCUGUUUGCAAAGGGCGGGAGGAGAUGAACGUGGCAUGGAGAGCAACCUGACAGUAGGAACUGGGGAGAGAGAGGAAAGCAGACCUUUAAAAAGUGAGAGCGAGUGGUCAACUACUGCUCAGUAGUGGUGCAGUUAGAUAAUUUUAGACUGGCCUUAAUGGGCUUACACCCCACCCUGGCUUUAGAUGGUAAAGUGUAUGCAAGCUGCAUGGAGUGGGGGCGGGGGUCCUGCUCAUGCUGCUGCGUAGGGCCCCGGACCUCUGCCCUGAAGCCCUGCCCCUGCAGCGCCACCGCAGCUUAGACAGCAAACGCAAAGAGUCCGCAGAGACAGCGUGUGCCAUGGUUCUAAAACUGAUCUACCUGUUGCCAAAACAACCCCCCUGAGACUAGGAUUGCUUACUCGUGCAGAAAUGAACCAAGGUGUGUUUGGGUUUUUUUUUAAAAAAAGGUAAAACUGCAAAGUUUGUGAUGCUCCCUAUAGUUCUCAGUUCCCAGCAUUUACUCGUCAGAACACUGCAUGUCUGCCUCCCCUGCCUACAGUUAAAUGCCCAAAGAGCCUUUCAAAGUUUGAAGUGAUGUUUUCCUUGAAAAGAAGCACAUGUUCAUUGGGUUGUGGAGGGGGGGUGUAGAACAUAUGGGAGGAAAGAGGCACAGCUAAGGGAGAAAAGAGGUCCCCAACACUGUGCUCUUGACUCCCUUCAAUAGCUGCUUGCCUUCAAGGUGAAAGCUGAUUUGACUUACAGACACCUCCCCGCCACAUCUUCACUGUGAUGUAUGUAAAGUUAACUUGUAUGUUAUAAAAAAAGGAUUUUUUUUAAAAAAAGUGUCUUAAGGCCUGUCAACUCUGCCGUUUUGGUCUGACGAUGUAAAGAGACUGCUGUAUGAAAAAAAAACCCCACUCUCCUUAUGCUCUGUCCCUUAUACGCUAAUCAAACAAAACGAACCAUAUCUGUUCUGUAUGUAAUAAAAAAACA
This is a messenger RNA of Rhineura floridana, 9225 nucleotides long. RefSeq names its product mitogen-activated protein kinase 8 interacting protein 3 (gene MAPK8IP3). Gene Ontology annotation, biological process: vesicle-mediated transport. The transcript is spliced from 32 exons. The coding region runs from base 146 to 4186 and encodes 1346 amino acids. The record is from RefSeq and is a predicted model, not a curated record. Gene Ontology annotation, cellular component: cytoplasm. NCBI's taxonomy places the organism in Eukaryota, Metazoa, Chordata, Lepidosauria, Squamata, Rhineuridae. Gene Ontology annotation, molecular function: JUN kinase binding; MAP kinase scaffold activity; signaling receptor complex adaptor activity.